GGAACAGUAUGAAAAACAAAUAGACGGUUGGUUGCGUAAUACCAGUCUCCUCCGACAGAAUCAUAGAAUCCAUCACCACGCUCACUUCCUGGAACUGGUCUUCGUCUCUCUCAGACUCUAACAGAAAGCAUGAAGGAACAGCAACAGUCCCUCCUCCUCAGCUCCUCCGCUCGCUUCCCUCCUCCUCAAGGUGUGAGGCUUUCGUACGGUACGGCAGGUUUCAGGGCUGAUGCGGGGUUGCUCCAAUCGACGGUGUACAGAGUGGGGAUCUUGGCAGCUCUGAGGUCUCUCAAGAUGGACUCUUCGGUGAUCGGGCUCGUGAUUACGGCCUCUCACAACAAAGAGUCUGAUAAUGGAGUCAAAAUUGCUGACCCAAGUGGCGGAAUGCUCUCUCAACAUUGGGAACCAUUCGCUGAUGCACUUGCCAAUGCUCCCUCUCCCCAACACCUCCUCCAUCUGAUAAUCGAAUUUGUGGAGAAGGAAAACAUUCCAUUGGAAGGAGUGAGGCCAGCCCAGAUAUUGUUGGGGAGGGACACUAGGCCUAGUGGGGAAUCUCUACUUGAAGCUGCAAAACAAGGAAUCAGUUCAAUUCUUGGAGCAGUUGCCAUCGAUAUGGGAAUUGUGACAACCCCACAACUACAUUGGAUGGUUCGUGCAAGAAAUAAGGGCGUGAAAGCAUCUGAACUUGAUUAUUUUGAACAGCUAUCGAGCUCAUUCAGGUGCUUGAUGGAUUUGAUCCCUAGUGGCAGUACAUUCAAUGAGUUGGAUAACAAAUUGGUGGUGGAUGGAGCUAACGGUGUGGGUGGAGAAAAGCUUGAAGUUUUAAAGAAAAUGUUGGAUGGUUUGGCUAUUGAGGUUCGUAAUUCUGGGAAAGAUGGAGGUGUACUCAAUGAAGGAGUUGGUGCUGAUUAUGUGCAGAAAGAGAAGGUUGUUCCUUGUGGAUUUAGUUCCCAGGAUGUAGGGAUAAGGUGUGCUAGUUUGGAUGGGGAUGCUGAUCGGCUUGUAUAUUUUUCUGUGCCAUCAGAAAGUAGCAGUAAGAUUGAUCUUGUUGAUGGGGACAAGAUAUUAUCUCUGUUUGCUGUUUUCAUUAAAGAGCAACUAAGCAUUCUCAAAAAGGAAGGGCAUACAGAUGUAAAUAGCGAUUAUCAACCUCGACUUGGUGUCAUACAGACAGCUUAUGCAAAUGGAGCAUCAACAGAUUACCUUAGAAGGUUGGGCUUAGAAGUUCUGUUUACUCCAACAGGAGUGAAAUAUCUACAUGAAAAAGCUGCUGAGUAUGAUAUUGGGAUCUACUUUGAGGCAAAUGGCCACGGAACGAUCGUGUUUUCUGAAUCCUUCUUAUGUUGGUUAGAGUCCAGAAAUAAUGAGCUUUCUUCAGUAGUUAAAGGUUCAGAGCAGCAAAAGGCUGCUUUGAGACUAUUGGCAGUCAGUAAGUUAAUCAACCAAGCUGUUGGAGAUGCUCUGAGUGGGUUACUCUUGGUGGAGGUCAUUUUGCAACACAUGGGAUGGUCAAUACACAGAUGGACUGAGUUUUACCGAGAUCUACCCAGUAGGCAGCUCAAGGUUAAAGUUGUAGACAGAACUGCUGUUGUAACAGCGAAUGCAGAAACUGUGGUUGUGAAGCCCCCUGGCAUACAAGAAGCCAUUAAUGCCGAGACUGCCAAAUACCCUCAAGGCCGAUCUUUCAUACGACCAUCGGGUACUGAGGAUGUCAUUCGAGUUUAUGCAGAGGCAUCAACACAAGAAGCAGCUGACAGCCUAGCCAAUUCUGUGGCCAAACUUGUGGACCAGUUCCUAGGGUUUAGCAGCUCUUGAAGUCUUCUUUCUAACUAAUGUUUUAAUUGGAGAUUUGUCAUAUAGAGUUGGUCUUUAGUUGAUCAGCUUGAUUUUGAUUUAAUGUUAUUGAUCGUUGAAUAUGUAACUGAUUACUUAGAACUAUGAGUUGGUAGGAGAUAUACCUUGAUACUUGGGGAACACAUAACAUGAAGAAGCGUAGACAGCAAACAUUGCAAUGUUUUGGAAUGAUAGUUAUGUAUUUAUUUUGUUUUGGAUUUGAAAGGAAUAAUUUUUGUAUUCUCAAUA
Molecule: messenger RNA, 2082 nt
Organism: Quercus lobata
Lineage: Eukaryota; Viridiplantae; Streptophyta; Magnoliopsida; Fagales; Fagaceae
Gene: DRT101
Product: phosphoglucosamine mutase-like protein
Exons: 9
Coding region: 130-1815 (561 amino acids)
Biological process (GO): carbohydrate metabolic process; UDP-N-acetylglucosamine biosynthetic process
Molecular function (GO): phosphoacetylglucosamine mutase activity
Source: RefSeq, a predicted model, not a curated record